AUGAGUUCUCAGCGCCUCUCUGACGAGAAGAAUCCUGAUGGUGUCAUCUCUGCUGUCGAGGCAUCAAGUUACAUCGACCCAAAGGAGGAGAGAGCCUUAGUGUGGCGGUUGGAUGUCUUCUUCUUGACGGUCGCUUUUUUGGGUUACGCCUUCAAGUAUCUUGACCAGACCAAUAUUGUACUUAAUCCACCCCAUAUUUCGCGGAAAUUCCGAAAGCUGACUUUUAAAAAGAGCAAUGCAUACGUGUCGGGCAUGAAAAACGACCUACACAUUGUUGGGAACGAGUACAACUAUUUUACCACAUUUUUCAAGCAUGUCAAUCCUCCACAUGCCGUUAUGUGGGGUAUUUUGACGUGCUGUCUAUCGACCGUCACCGAUUAUAAACAGGUGUAUGGGCUUCGAUUCCUCAUAGGCUUCUGUGAAGGAGCAACCUGGCCUGGUUAUUUCACCAUCAUUAGUCAAUGGUAUUUGCCUCAUGAGAUGGCUCUGAGAAUGAGUCUAUACAAUAUUGCACAGCCAGUGGGUGCCAUGCUAUCUGGUUCUAUGCAAGGAGGACUUUCCACCCACCUUGACGGUGCUCUGGGUCGGGCUGGUUGGCGAUGGGCAUUUAUCAUCAACGGCGUCAUUACUAUUUUUGUGGCCCUCGUCGCCUUUUUUGUUUUGCCAGGUUUUCCUGAGCGCCAGAAUCCAUUUUCGAAGUUCUAUCUUAAUGCUCGGGAUAUCGAGAUUGCUCAAGACCGCAACCGCCGAGUUGGUCGGAAGCCACAGAUUGGAAUCACGCCAAAGACUUUCUUACGCGCUUUUAAGUUCUGGCAUGUGUGGAUGUUUGCAAUCGCCUGGUCAAUUGGUACUGGCACUACGCCCUCCAACUACUUUAAUCUCUGGUUAGAGUCUUUAACCAACUCGGAUGGCACCCUUAAAUACUCAACUGCCAUGCUUGACUAUCUCCCAAUUGCGGGACAAGCGAUUCAGCUCGUUGCAGAACUAUUGUUUAGUGGAUUCAGUGACUACUUUUGUGUCAGAUUGCCAUUCUUGCUCAUCCACGCAGUGAUCAACGUUCUAUCCCUUAUAAUUCUUAUCAUUCGCCCUUCGAGUGAAAGUUUCUACAUGGCGGGCUGGUAUUUGAACUAUGUCGGAGCGUAUGUACCUUUCCUUUUUCUUAUCUCAUCUAUGAAGGAAGUUUACUAA
Molecule: messenger RNA, 1188 nt
Organism: Penicillium malachiteum
Lineage: Eukaryota; Fungi; Ascomycota; Eurotiomycetes; Eurotiales; Aspergillaceae
Exons: 11
Coding region: 1-1188 (395 amino acids)
Biological process (GO): transmembrane transport
Cellular component (GO): membrane
Molecular function (GO): transmembrane transporter activity
Source: RefSeq, a predicted model, not a curated record